AAGGAAGGUGCUGAGGUAGGAGCAGGGCGGGAGCGUCUCCGGACGGGGGAGGAGCCAGAGCUCGGGGAGGCGUGUCCUGCACUAGUACGUCUGGAGCUGUGAAGAAACAGAGCGGAGCACAGUGCACGGGACCUGUGGUCGGUCUGCCCGGGGAUGCCUCCUGACCAGCCGGUGACUGGGCUUCUAAUAUCCGCGGCAUACCAGGAGACCGUCAUCAGAUGCCAGUAACUACAGCUGGGUCCGUCGGACAUCACUGCACAUGGCUACCGGUGUCAUAGCUCUGCUAGUCCCUCCGUUCUUCUCCCAUGCACAGCGCUGCUGCAUGUAGUUACCUUCAUCCCAGGAUCUCCACCGUCGCUGAGUCUUGACUGGUCUCCAGAAGGAUCGCAGGAUGGGGGGCAACCUUGGCUGUCAUCGCUCCAUCCCUAAGGACCCUUCAGACUUGUGUCAGAAGAACCGCAAGUUCAGUGCGGCUUGUAACUUCAGCAACAUCUUGGUGAGUCAGGAGAGGCUGAACAUCAACACGGCUAGCGAGGAGGAGCUCAUGACUUUGCCCGGGGUGUCCAGGCAGGUGGCCCAGAACAUUGUGGAGUACAGAGAAUACAUUGGGGGCUUCAAGAAAGUGGAGGACUUGGCUCUUGUCAGUGGGGUGGGGGCUGCUAAACUGGAGCAGGUCAAGUUUGAGAUUUGUGUUAGUAGUAAAGGUGGCUCUGCCCAACACUCACCCAACUCUCUAAGGAAGGAUGUGGAGUAUGGGCACCACAGUGGGCACCUGUCUGCAACCAGGGUCAACAUAAACACUGCGACAGCUGCCCAGCUGAUGAACCUCAGAGGGUUAACUGAGGAGAUGGCUCAGAAUAUUAUUCUCUAUCGUACUCAGCAUGGCCCAUUGAAGAGCAUUGAGGACUUAGUCAAGGUGGACUCUAUUACCAUAGCUUUUCUGGAUAAAGUGAGGCACCAAGUCUAUGUACAAAGGUCCAGGCCACCAUCCACACACACCAAUGGGGGUUUACACUUUAUGGCCAAACCACAUCCUAGUCCAACUUCUCUAAGCUUACAGAGCGAAGACCUUGACUUCCCACCUGGAGGACCAACUCAACUUAUCUCCACAAGACCUGCUGUGGAAGUUUUUGGUGGUGUUAGGGAAGGGAAGCCUGUGCUCAGGUUGGCAACAUGGAAUCUACAAAACUGUAGUCUGGACAAGGCCAGCAAUCCUGGCGUGCGGGAGGUGGUAUGCAUGACCAUUUUGGAGAACUGCAUCAAACUGGUAGCAGUUCAGGAACUGACAGAUAAAGAUGCUCUGGAAAAGUUCUGCUCAGAAUUAAACCAACCUUCCCUGCCUAAUAUUCGCAAGUGGAAAGGGGUCAGAGGCUCGUGGAAGUGCGUGGUUUCUGAAAAGCCAUCAUCUAGCCCCAGUGAGAAAGGAAUGUAUUCUGGAUUUCUGUGGGAUAUAACAGCUGGCAUUGAAUUAAAGAAUGUCUGCUUACAUGAAGCCCUUCAGACCAAUGGCAAUGGCAAGCACACGUAUUCACAACCCUACAUUGCACAUUUUAAGGUUGGAACGAGUGAUGUCACCCUGGUGAACAUUCAUCAGCGCCCUCCCCCACAUGAAGGUGGAAAGCAGCACAGUGACAGCCACAAAUCAUCUACCUUUGGACACACACUGCAGGAGACCCUGAAAGGGGAAAAAGAUGUGAUCAUUUUAGGGGGAUUCAGCCAACCGCCGGAUAGCAAUAACUUUGAUACUCUGAGAAAAGAAAAGUUCCAGAACUUGCUCCCAGCUAAUACAUUUACAAAUAUAAGCACAAAAAGUCCUCAAGGCAACAAGUCCUUAGACAACAUCUGGAUCAGCAAGAGCCUGAAGAAGGUGUUCACAGGUUAUUCUCUAGUGGUGAGGGAAGGACUGACAAAUCCGUGGAUUCCGGAUAACUGGUCAUGGGGAGGAGUGGCAUCGGAGCACUGCCCUGUACUGACAGAGUUUUACCUGGAGAAAGACUGCAAUAAGAAGGAGUUAUCAUCUAAAGCCAAUGGUGUCACUGUGGAACGUAAUGAAGCCAAUUCGAAGCAUGAAAGAUAGAAAGUGAAUGAGAAUAUUUACCGGUGUACUGACUGUACUGUGAACCAGAACUGAACUCGCAUAGCUCAAGUAAUGACGUUUGGCUCCACAUAUUUCAUCACCAGUGAUGUCAACAAUCGGAUAUUGUAGAAUGCUGCUUCCUCUAACUACCUGCUUCUGCUUACCUGUGUGCCAUGCACAGACAAUGAAUGGAAAACUUCAGAGAAACUUGUAUCUUGAGAAGUGGCGCAAUAACCAAGACUGUAUCAGAAGACCUUUAACACUGUCAGUGAUUCUUCUCAGUUAUAUUAAUAAGAUUACCUGGUGAUUGCAUGCUAUUUUUUUUUUUUACAUGUAUUAAGACCGUUUUCAACUUUUUAACUAUGCACUUUUAACCCCUUUACAGCUACUUAGCCAGAUGGCUAAAUAAUGUGAUGAAAGAGCGCUUCAAAUAAAAUACAUUCGGAAUAUGUUUAUUUAA
This is a messenger RNA of Bufo gargarizans (Asiatic toad), 2537 nucleotides long. RefSeq names its product endonuclease/exonuclease/phosphatase family domain containing 1 (gene EEPD1). NCBI's taxonomy places the organism in Eukaryota, Metazoa, Chordata, Amphibia, Anura, Bufonidae. Gene Ontology annotation, cellular component: plasma membrane. Gene Ontology annotation, molecular function: DNA binding. The transcript is spliced from 7 exons. Bases 392 to 2077 code for a protein of 561 amino acids. Gene Ontology annotation, biological process: DNA repair. The record is from RefSeq and is a predicted model, not a curated record.